UGUGGAUAUGGUUAUUCGCGUCCUGUUUUUGCUAUCGGUGGUAAUAGGGUGGACACAGGCUCAACUGACAUGCCAAUGUGCCAUUAUGGUACAGAACCCUGGUGCGGUGGAGCACGAAGAAGACGGAGAAGAUAUCAUAUCGUUGGAUAUCGUUCAAGAAACACCGAUAUACAAAAAAGGUUCGACCGACCCAAAGAAGAAAUGUGGUCCGCCAGAUUUCUACAGAUGCGAGGAGGAAUGUGUUGAAUGGGGAUGGGCGUAUGGAGAAGUCGCACUCGAUCUUGGACAGAUUGUUGAAUGGAAUGGAGAUCCAAACUACAGAGGACGGCGAUUUUGCGCCAUUCUCAAUAAUAAGGGCCAUAAGGGGUUUGAUAAAGAUGGCGGACACGCCUGGUUGUUUUACAGGAUCAACGGUGGUUGUAAAGAGGCAGACUGGUGGAGUCGGACUUUUCCAUACUUCAAAACAGAUCCCCUUUGCUGCAAAGGUAAGAAAUGGCAAGCGUAUUGUGGAAAGGAGCCUCCAGAAGGUGUAACAUUACAACCAUUACCAAUGGAAACCACAACAACGAGUACAACCACCACUACCACCACCACCACAACAACCACCACUACUACUCCAGAGCCAACCACCAAAGCUCCAGAAGAUGGUUCAGGUGAGGAACCACCACUCGAAAUAGGUUCUGGUUUUGACGAUUUAUCCUUGUUAUAUGGGCAGAUUGAUUUGCCAGAUUCACAACAAGAAUUAACAGAUUCAGCGGUGGAUUUUUCGGACAUAUCAGAUCCGCUUGAGGGAAUGGAUGGUUGGAACGACGAAUUGUCAGCCUUAUUUGAGGAAUUCAAUAUGGAUGAUGAUGAAUUUGAUGAUGAUGAUGAUAUUCAAAUACAUGACUUUGACUAAUUCGUAGCAGUUAAUCAUUUUGAAGCUUUUGCUGGGUUUCAAAAUAAAAGUUAAAGGCUCUCAAAUAAUGAUUUUUAUGUGAUUAUUUAGUUACAUAUUACCUGAUUACUGCUCGAUAAGCAAGGAACAGAUAGUCAAGUUGCAGAUUCAGGGCUGUAAUAUUGGGUUGUCGAUGACUUCAUUACCUACAGUAAGGGGCAACAAGGACUGUAGAGAGAAAAUUCGAUUUUUAAAAACAAUUUCUGAGCAAUCUGGUCAAUAUUUGGCUUAACUAUCUUCUUUGACA
This is a messenger RNA of Owenia fusiformis, 1184 nucleotides long. The record is from the annotation of a GenBank genome assembly. Lineage: Eukaryota; Metazoa; Annelida; Polychaeta; Sabellida; Oweniidae.